CGCCUAUCAGCCAAUGAAGAGACAGCAGUGAAAGCGGUUGCGCAGUGAAGGCUAGACCCGGUUUACUGGAAUUGCUCCGGCGAUCGAGGGGUCCUAGUACACCGCAAUCAUGUCUAUUAUGUCCUAUAACGGAGGGGCCGUCAUGGCCAUGAAGGGGAAGAACUGUGUGGCCAUCGCUGCAGACAGGCGCUUCGGGAUCCAGGCCCAGAUGGUGACCACGGACUUCCAGAAGAUCUUUCCCAUGGGUGACCGGCUGUACAUCGGUCUGGCCGGGCUCGCCACUGACGUCCAGACAGUUGCCCAGCGCCUCAAGUUCCGGCUGAACCUGUAUGAGUUGAAAGAAGGUCGGCAGAUCAAACCUUAUACCCUCAUGAGCAUGGUGGCCAACCUCUUGUAUGAGAAACGGUUUGGCCCCUACUACACUGAGCCAGUCAUUGCCGGGUUGGACCCGAAGACCUUUAAGCCCUUCAUUUGCUCUCUAGACCUCAUCGGCUGCCCCAUGGUGACUGAUGACUUUGUGGUCAGUGGCACCUGCGCCGAACAAAUGUACGGAAUGUGUGAGUCCCUCUGGGAGCCCAACAUGGAUCCGGAACACCUGUUUGAAACCAUCUCCCAAGCCAUGCUGAAUGCUGUGGACCGGGAUGCAGUGUCAGGCAUGGGAGUCAUUGUCCACAUCAUCGAGAAGGACAAAAUCACCACCAGGACACUGAAGGCCCGAAUGGACUAACCCUGUUCCCAGAGCCCACUUUUUUUUCUUUUUUUGAAAUAAAAUAGCCUGUGUUUCA
This is a messenger RNA of Nomascus leucogenys (northern white-cheeked gibbon), 785 nucleotides long. It is a transcript of the gene PSMB3, whose product is annotated as proteasome 20S subunit beta 3. Gene Ontology annotation, biological process: proteasome-mediated ubiquitin-dependent protein catabolic process. The record is from RefSeq and is a predicted model, not a curated record. Gene Ontology annotation, cellular component: proteasome core complex, beta-subunit complex; proteasome core complex. Lineage: Eukaryota; Metazoa; Chordata; Mammalia; Primates; Hylobatidae.